Messenger RNA from Capronia coronata CBS 617.96, 1257 nucleotides. RefSeq lists its product as uncharacterized. Gene Ontology annotation, molecular function: flavin adenine dinucleotide binding; sarcosine oxidase activity; L-pipecolate oxidase activity. Bases 1 to 1257 code for a protein of 418 amino acids. The transcript is spliced from 4 exons. The record is from RefSeq and is a predicted model, not a curated record. Lineage: Eukaryota; Fungi; Ascomycota; Eurotiomycetes; Chaetothyriales; Herpotrichiellaceae.
AUGGACAGACACAGCAAGAUCGUCGUUGUUGGAGCAGGGGUCUUCGGACUGAGCACAGCCUUAGAGCUAAGCAGGACGGGGUACAAGAACGUAAUUGUCUUGGAUCGACAUGUGCCUCCGGUGCCAGCCGGGUCCAGUGUUGACAUCUCGAGGGUGAUACGGUUCGACUAUGGCGACCUGGCAUAUGCCAGACUCGCCAAAGAGGCCUUUGACCUAUGGAAUACACCACAGUACGAAGGAAUCUUUAACCGGUCGCCGUUCGUUCUUGUGGGCGAAGAUGAAAACGGUCGCGCGUUCAUCGACAGAUGCACCACGGGCCUGGGCCGGGCGUCACUAUCUUGGCGACGCCUGGAGACCGGCGAUGAGACCAAGAACCUCUUCCCUGUUCUGAGUGGACAAUUGACCCAAAAGGACUUCCACGCAUACUGCAAUUUUACCUGUGGAUGGGCCGAUUCACAGCUGGCCAUUGCAACGUUUCGGGACCGGUGCUUAGAAAACGGCGUGUCCUUUAUAUCCGGGAGUCGUGGGACUGUUCCUGGCUUUCAGACGGAUCCCCAGACAGGAACAAUCACGGGCGCGAAGACCAAAUCAGGAGACCUCGUUCAGGGCGAUGUCUUUGUUCUGGCCACGGGUGCGUGGACGUCAGGACUUGUAUCCAUGCACGACUCCAUUCUCGCCACGGGCCAGGUCGUCGCCUUCAUCAAGUUGACGGAGACCGAGGUCGACAGGUACGGGAAAUUGCCCAUCUACAUGAACUUCUCUACCGGCUGGCUGUCGUUUCCUCCUCAUCAGAACUCGGGAUACAUGAAAAUCGCACUCCAUGGCUGGGGCUACACCCACACGGCCGAUGCAGACCACACGCGUCGUGCCAACUUUGCCCCUGCCGACGGCCUCGAACGGGUCCGGCAAGGGCUUCGAUCUGUUCUCCCAGAACUCGCCUCUCGGGAGUUCGACCGGGCUGCCGUGUGUUGGUACACGGAUACACCAAGCGGAGAUUUUAUCGUCGACUCCCACCCAGAUUACCCGAACCUUCUGGUUACCACGGCGGAAACGGACAGUAAUGGAUUCAAGUUUCUCCCGGUCAUUGGCAAGUACACCACUGGCGCCCUACACGGAACUCUUCCCGAAGAACUGAGGCAGAAAUGGCGGUUUCGGCGAGAGUAUGAAAAUGCAAAAGGAGACCCGAUCAAAGGCGAUGGCAUUCGGCGCGGCCCUGCACGGAGAGAGUUCUUGGCGACAGAGCGUGCAAAACUAUAG